Raphanus sativus (radish) is the source of this 5023-nucleotide messenger RNA. Its product is annotated as pentatricopeptide repeat-containing protein At1g73710. Gene Ontology annotation, molecular function: protein binding. The transcript is spliced from 9 exons. NCBI's taxonomy places the organism in Eukaryota, Viridiplantae, Streptophyta, Magnoliopsida, Brassicales, Brassicaceae. The coding region runs from base 78 to 2969 and encodes 963 amino acids. The record is from RefSeq and is a predicted model, not a curated record.
GAAAUGUAAAGCAGAGGAGGAGGGAGGGAGGAAGACGAAUGUUAAAAACCCUAAGAUUUUAGAUUCGUCUCUCAGACAUGCUUCAUCCAAAUAGUUCUUGUUCCUCUUCCUCCUUCCUCACUUCCCGAUCUAGAGUCUCUCCUCCUCUUCCACUUUCACUUCCUUGGAACUUGUCUCCUAAGCGGUUUCAUCUUCACUGCUCCUCCUCUUCUACAAGAUGCUCUAAACCCAACAACCCUAGCUCUCGUAACCGCCGUUACGGCGGCGUAAUCCCUUCAAUCCUCCGCUCUCUCGACUCCUCCUCCUCAACCUCCGACAUCGAAACAACCCUCGCCUCCCUCUCCCUCUCCCUCUCCCCCAAAGAACAAACCGUCCUCCUCAAGGAACAAACCCGCUGGGAUAAAACCCUCCGCCUCUUCAAACUCUUCCAAUCCCACAAAUCCUACACCCCAAACGUCAUCCACUACAACAUCCUCCUCCGCUCCCUAGGCAGAGCCUGUAGAUGGGACGAGCUCCGCCUCUGCUGGAUCGACAUGUCUCGCACCCGCGUCCUCCCCACCAACACCACCUACUCCACCCUCGUCGACGUCUACGGCAAAGCCGGCCUCGUAAAGGAAGCUCUUUUAUGGGUCAAGCACAUGGACCAGAGGACGAUGCUUUUCCCCGACGAAGUCACCAUGGCCACCGUCGUCAGAGUCUUGAAAAACUCCAACCACUUCGACGUCGCUGACACCUUCUUUAAAGCCUGGCGCGACGGUCGUAUCGUUCUUGAUUUCGAUUCUUUGAGUAAUCUUGAUUCCGAUUCCUCUCCUGUCAGCCUCAAGGAGUUCUUGUCUAUGGAGCUGUUCAAAGUCGGUGCCAGGAGGACGAGCACUACCAAAAUCGACUCUCCUUCUUCUCCGAGGAAACCGAGGUUGACUUCUACUUACAAUGCUUUGAUUGAUUUGUAUGGCAAGGCGGGGAGGUUAGAGGACGCGGCUGCUCUCUUCUCCGAGAUGCUGAAGUCCGGUGUCGCGGUUGAUACGGUGACGUUUAACACGAUGAUUCAUAUCUGCGGGAGUCACGGGCGUUUGUGUGAGGCUGAGUCUUUGUUAAAGAAGAUGGAGGAGAAAGGGGUGAAGGCUGAUACCAAGACUUAUAAUAUUCUUCUCUCUCUCCACGCUGAUGCUGGUGACAUUGAAGCGGCGCUUAGAUACUAUAGAAAGAUACUGUUUCCUGAUACCGUGACUCACCGAGCGGUUCUUCAUGUUUUGUGUCGAAGGAGAAUGGUUAAGGAAGCUGAGGAUGUGUUGGAGGAGAUGGAUAGGAAUAGUAUUCGUAUCGAUGAGCACUCUGUGCCCGUUGUUAUGCGGAUGUACGUUGAUGAAGGGAUGAUAGGACAGGCCAAAGCUCUGUUGGAGAGGGUUCAGUUAGACUGCGUGCUUUCGUCGACGACGCUUGCAGCUGUUAUAGAUGUUUACGCUGAAAGAGGGUUGUGGGUUGAAGCGGAGGCUGUGUUCUACGGGAAGAGAGACGUGAACGAUGUUCUGGAGUAUAAUGUGAUGAUUAAAGCUUAUGGUAUGGCGAAACUUCACGAGAAAGCGCUUUGUUUAUUUAAAGGGAUGAAGAAGCAAGGGACAUGGCCUGAUGAGUGCACUUACAACUCUAUUGUGCAGAUGCUUUCCGGGGUUGACUUGGUGGAUGAAGCUCAGAGGGUGUUGGCAGAGAUGAUGGAUUCGGAUUGUAAACCGAGUUGCAAGACGUUUUCUUCUUUGAUUGCUAGCUAUGUGCGGCUUGGACUCUUGUCUGACGCGGUUGAUGUCUACGAGGGGAUGAGGAAAGCGGGUGUGGAACCAAACGAGGUUGUUUACGGUUCGUUGGUUAAUGGAUUCGCUGAGAGUGGUAUGGUGGAAGAAGCGAUUCACUACUUUAGAGCGAUGGAAGAGAAUGGUGUACAGUCUAAUAAUAUCGUUCUGACGUCUCUCAUCAAGGCUUAUAGCAAAGUAGGGUGUCUGGAAGAAGCGAGGAGGGUUUACGACAAGAUGAAGAAGGACUCAGAAACUGGUCCAGACGUGGCUGCUUCGAACAGCAUGCUGAGUUUGUGCGCAGAUCUCGGGAUGGUCUCCGAAGCAGAAACCAUUUUCAACGAGCUGAGAGGGAAAGGGACAUGCGAUGUGAUCACGUUCGCUACGAUGAUGUAUUUGUACAAAGGGAUGGGGAUGCUUGAUGAGGCUAUUGAAGUGGCUGAAGAGAUGAGAGAGUCAGGUCUGCUAAACGACUGCGCUUCGUUCAACCAGGUCAUGGCUUGCUACGCAGCCGACGGGCAGCUGCGCGAGUGCUGCGAGCUGUUCCGCGAGAUGCUCGUGGAGAGGAAGCUCUCGCUGGACUGGGGAACGUACAAGACGCUCUUCACUCUGCUGAAGAAAGGAGGCGUGCCGAGGGAAGCCGUGGCGCAGCUGCAAGACGCUUACGACGAAGGUAAACCGCUUGUUACAUCAGCGAUCGCCGCGACGCUGUUCUCGGCCAUGGGGUUGCACGCGUACGCGGUGGAGUCGUGCCGAGAGGUUACGAGAGAUGAUGGUGAUAUCCCUCUGGAGCAUUACGCGUACAAUGCGGUUAUAUAUGGUUACGGUGCGGCGGGGGAUACGGACAUGGCGUUGAAGGCUUAUAUGAGGAUGCAGGAGAAGGGGUUGAAACCGGAUAUGGUGACGCAGGUGUACCUUGUUGGGGUGUAUGGGAAAGCGGGGAUGGUGGAGGGUGUGAAGAGGGUGCAUAGCUGGAUUACGUUUGGGGAGAUUGAAGCGAACCAGUCGUUGUUUAGAGCGGUGAGGGAGGCUUAUGUGAGUGCGAAUAGGCAGGAUUUGGCUGAUGUGGUGAAGAAAGAGAUGAGCAUUGCUUUUGAAGAGGGUAAAGAGGAGGAGGAGGAGGAGGAGUAUAGUUCGGGAUCUGGAGAAGAAGAAGAUGAAUCCGAAGAAGACGAGGCGUUUUGAAGUGUAGCCACCCCACACGUUAUGUGUAGUAAAAGAUGAUUGUAGAAGAAGAUAGGAUGAAUGUUGUAUAGUUUUCUUAGAAGGCAAAAGGGAAAAUGUGCAUACUUUGUCUCGGAACUGGAAGAAGUGUGAAUCUUAAAACUGUUGUAGUAAAAGAACAAAUCUAUAGAAGCUAGCACUUUGUCAUCGAAACUGGAAGAAAUGUGAAUCUUUUGUUUGUUUUAUGUCUUAGUGUGAUAAAGAUUGUGCUUCAGUUCUGCAAAGAGAACUCCUUGAAUCAGACGUUUCAGACAUUACAGAGCGAGUGUCGGGUUUCUCUAAACAUAGUAGACAGCGUCGAGUCGAGACGUUUGUUUCUGAUAUUAAUAGUGGGAGAUGGGACUCGGUUCUUCCUCAAGUCUCUCAGCUUAAGCUUCCCAGGAAUAAACUAGAAGGCCUUUUAUGAACAGAUUGUAUUGGAGAUGAUUGAACUUCGAGAGUUGGACACUGGCCGAGCUAUUUUGAGGCAAACUCAGGUGAUGGGUGUCAUGAAGCAGGAGGAACCAGAAAGAUAUUUGCGGAUGGAGGAGCAUCUUCUUGUCAGAAGCUAUUUUGAUCCCCAUGAGGUAGGGGAGCUGUGUUAUUACUUGACUAUUAUUAUGUUGAGUGUUUCUUAUGUAGUUGCUAUGUCACAUAAGCAUUGGUUGUCCACUACUGUUCAGCGUUUUAAGAAAUGUUGGUAUUGUCACAAACAAAGCUGUUAUAUCUACUAGAAAUUUGUAUUUUGCUUGCUUUUAUGUACUCUGUUUUGUUUCAUAUGUGCGAUUGUUUAUAUCCUUUGAAGUCUUAAGUAGAAACUGUUGAGCUUAGCAUCGGUUAUUAGGUUCUUAAACUAUAACACAUGUUCCGUGUUUGUUAGUACAGACAGUAUUAUCUUUCCAUUUUGCUACCUCUUCUUCUACAUAUUGUUGGAUUUGAAAUUUUACCUGAUUUGUCUUUUGAGGUGCAUGGUCUCCUAGUCAUUGUUCAUUUUUUUUGUUAUAGAGAGCGGUUGCUUUCAUUUAAUCAUUUCCUUGUGUAUUCAUUCGCUAACCAUAAUGGAGACUCAACCAAAGAAAGAAAACGUGCACAGAUUGCUCAAGCUGUGGUACCACCUUCACGGCUAAUGGCUUUGAUAGGCCAGGCUCUAAAGUGGCAACAGCAUCAAGGCGCCAUACUCCCUCAGUUUGACCUCUUCCGUGGAACGGCAGCUAUGAAACAAGAUGUGGAAGACACACAUCCUAACUACUUUUAAUCAUACAAUAAAGUUUGGUACAAAGAGUCAUGCCGAAUGCGCUAGGUUCUCUCACCAGAUGGACAGUUAGUUUCUUGUAUCGUCUUCUGUUGAUGGUUUUGUAUCGAGGGGAGUUUGAUGUGGUAUCUUUUUGUAUGAUUAAAAAUAUUGUCUUGGACGUCUUAAACUCAUCUUGUGACCACCAAGAUUGCUCAGAUCUUGUGACCACCAAGAUUGCUCAGACUUCUCUCGGGAUAGAACUCAAUUACUAAGCACCUCCGUUGACCACACUGCAAGAAUCCAUGGUUUGAAAUCUGGGAAAAUUGUUGAAAGAGUUCCGCGGUCAUACAUAUUAUGCCAUCUUUACAAGUGAUGGAACCCGUGUGUAAUCACUGCCUCCGGUGAAGGUCUGGGAUUCAAAGACGACAGAUUGUCUACAAACGUUCAAGCCAACCACCUUCACUAAGAGAAACUGUACUGCUUCAGCUAUCUAUCAAACCGGUGGACUUGAGCAUUUUAUGAUGGUGCAUGAGAAAGAUGUGAUAGGCUUAAUCACACCACCCACAUAGAAACCUCAUCGCUAUCCUAUAGUGCAGAUUGCACCCAUGAAGUUGUGGAAACCCUGAAACCAGUGGGAUAUGUUAUAUACUAAAAUAAGUCUCCGAAGGAUCAUUUAUUUCGUUAUCCGAAUAAACCAGGAACAUAGGAAUUUUCGUUCUCUUUUAUGUACGGUACACUGUUUAUUUGAUAUUUUUCCUCCUGAAAAUGGUUAAAUCUAUGACUUUGUUUCGACUGAUGAUGA